Messenger RNA from Didymodactylos carnosus, 456 nucleotides. Lineage: Eukaryota; Metazoa; Rotifera; Eurotatoria; Philodinida; Philodinidae. The record is from the annotation of a GenBank genome assembly.
UGAUGCCAGUUGCCUGUUAUUCGUGAAGAUUAAAACGGAAUCAUUGAAGGGAUUUCACUAACAAAAUGUAUUCUUGUUCGAGAUCUUUUUAUAUGGCAAAUUUUCUCUCAAGCUUUGCUUUUAUCCCAUUUUAAUAGUUAUUAUUAUCAACAAAUUGUCAUGGAACGUAAUGAGACAAUUUUAAUUAGACUAGGCUGUCGUCGACUUGAUUUUUCUGAUAUUCUACGACUUAUUCGAACAUUGUACACACAAAAUGAACAAGAACAUUCGGCAAAAACAACAAGUAUCGAACAGAGAGUGACAUCAAUGGCUGAAUUGAAAAAAAUGAAAAUCAUUCCAUUACGACAACAAACACGAUUGGUAUCUGUCGAAGAAUUUGAUCAACGAGCGAUUCUAUUUCCAUUCGACAAAACAAUUCGAUAUGAAAAACAUCUUAAAAUUGUUCUCGAAGAUUAG